This is a messenger RNA of Dibothriocephalus latus, 753 nucleotides long. NCBI's taxonomy places the organism in Eukaryota, Metazoa, Platyhelminthes, Cestoda, Diphyllobothriidea, Diphyllobothriidae. The record is from the annotation of a GenBank genome assembly.
GCUGAAAGCACAAUUGUGAAGAGAGACUUUUCCGUAUGCGACGAAAUUAUUGCAGGCAUGCAGGAGUUCCAGUCAACUUACGAAAGGUUUAUUGGUCAUCUACGCUACAGUCCUUACAAGGAGGAAAUGGAUUACAUCAAUGAAUGUCUCAUAAGAAUGAUUGACGAGCUGGAGAUACAACCACCAUUUGUCCUUCUGCGGUUGGUUGAAUUUGGAUAUCAUGUCUACGAGAUUGGACAGCACAUCAGAGAGGAUUUAAUUCCCGGUUCCUUCACGCUUGCCAUUCAUUCUAUACAGUCAAGGAUAUACCGCCUACACACAGGCCGGGUGAUCCGGCAGAUCUACUACGUGCCAGAUGAUUUUGAUCCUGUGAUUGCCACCUACUUCAAGAGCCGGCGGCUAAUUCGGAUCGAGAGCUUCUGCCAUUGUCGAAUCGUCUUACUGGAUCCGUCAGACCCCAGAUGCAACCUCUGCCCCAUGGGCUACCGGACCAUUGAAGUGAACUUCCACGAGGAAAAGGGCCGUUAUUUGGGAUUUGCCAACUUGCUGAACGCGGUGGCUACCUCCAAGAUCUACACUGCCAGAGUGGUCGCCACUGUAUUCCGGCGACUAAGCGGCGUUGAAUGCGACCUCUCGCCGGAGGAGUUGCUGAAAUUGGAAUCAACUGAACCAAGGCAGACCUACGCUACUCUGCGUUCAGACCUCAAAAGCGGAACGGGCACGGCGCUGGCUCCCAAAAUUGACUCUGUCUAA